Messenger RNA from Polyodon spathula (Mississippi paddlefish), 4043 nucleotides. Its product is annotated as importin-5-like. Gene Ontology annotation, biological process: protein import into nucleus. Gene Ontology annotation, cellular component: nucleus; cytoplasm. The record is from RefSeq and is a predicted model, not a curated record. The transcript has 26 exons. NCBI's taxonomy places the organism in Eukaryota, Metazoa, Chordata, Actinopteri, Acipenseriformes, Polyodontidae. The coding region runs from base 48 to 3329 and encodes 1093 amino acids. Gene Ontology annotation, molecular function: nuclear import signal receptor activity; protein binding.
CUUUCCUCUUCCUCCAGCUUUCGGUCUCUUUCGCGGAUCUGAUUGCAAUGGCGGAGCAACAGCAGUUCUAUCUCUUGCUGGGCAACCUUAUGAGCCCUGACAACAACACCAGGAAGCAGUCUGAGGAAACCUAUGAGAGCAUCCCUGGCCCGUCCAAGAUCACGUUCCUGCUUCAAGCAGUGAGGGAUGCAACUGCUGCUGAGGAGGCCAGGCAGAUGGCCGCAGUCCUGCUACGGCGACUGCUGUCUUCUGCCUUUGACGAGGUUUAUCCCACGCUUCCGGAGGACAUGCAAAACGCCGUCAAGACUGAACUCUUAAUGGGCAUCCAGAUGGAGGCAUCGCCAGGAAUUAGGAAGAAGGUCUGUGACAUCGCUGCUGAACUGGCACGGAACCUGCUUGAUGAUGAUGGAAACAACCAGUGGCCAGAAGUUUUGAAAUUCCUGUUUGAUUCAGUCAGCUCUCAGGACGUGGGAUUACGGGAGUCUGCCUUGCAUAUUUUCUGGAAUUUCCCUGGAAUCUUUGGAAAUCAGCAGCAGCAUUACCUGGAGGUUAUUAAACGUAUGCUGGUUCAGUGCAUGCAGGAUCAAGAACACCCACCGAUCCGGACUCUGGCUGCAAGGGCAGCAGCUUCCUUUGUUCUAGCCAAUGAAAGCAACACACCCCUCUUAAAGUACUUUGCUGACUUGCUACCCGGUGUCCUGCAGGCUGUAAAUGAGUCCUGUUACCAAAACGAUGACUCUGUGCUGAAGUCGUUGGUGGAGAUUGCUGACACUGCCCCCAAGUAUCUGCGGCCCAACUUGGAGGCCACUUUACAGCUCAGUCUCAAGCUGUGCGCAGACACCAGUUUGAGUAACAUGCAGCGCCAGCUGGCCCUGGAAGUCAUUGUCACUCUCUCUGAGACUGGCUCUGCCAUGCUGAGAAAGCACACGAACCUUGUGGAACAGAGUAUUCCCCAGAUGUUGGCAAUGAUGGUGGAUUUGGAGGAAGAUGAAGAGUGGGCCAUGGCUGAUGAACUUGAAGAUGAUGAUUUUGACAGCAAUGCAGUGGCUGGGGAGAGUGCACUGGACAGAGUAGCUUGUGGACUGGGGGGGAAGAUUGUACUUCCUAUGAUCAAAGCACACAUCAUGCAGAUGCUGCAGAAUCCUGAUUGGAAGUACAGGCAUGCUGGACUAAUGGCGCUCUCGGCCAUCGGUGAAGGCUGCCACCAGCAGAUGGAGGCCAUCCUCGUGGAAAUAGUCAACUUCGUAUUGCUGUUCUGCCAAGAUCCUCAUCCAAGAGUGAGAUAUGCAGCUUGCAAUGCAGUUGGACAAAUGGCCACAGACUUUGCCCCAACCUUCCAAAAGAAAUUCCACGAUAGGGUGAUCGCUUCCCUGUUGCAGACCAUGGAAGACCAGGCCAAUCCUCGGGUUCAGGCACACGCAGCAGCUGCUCUUAUAAACUUCACUGAAGAUUGUCCCAAAUCUCUGCUCAUUCCAUACCUGGACAGCCUCGUUAAAAACCUGCAUGUCAUCAUGGUGGCGAAACUGCAGGAGCUGAUCCAGAAGGGUACCAAGCUGGUGCUGGAGCAGGUGGUGACCUCCAUCGCCUCAGUGGCAGACACCGCGGAGGAGAAGUUUGUCCCCUAUUAUGACCUCUUCAUGCCGUCCCUGAAGCACAUUGUAGAGAACGCUGUGCAGAAGGAGCUCCGGCUUCUCCGUGGAAAAACCAUCGAGUGCAUCAGCCUCAUAGGCCUCGCUGUCGGGAAAGAUAAGUUCAUGCCAGAUGCCUCCGAGGUGAUGCAGCUCCUGUUGAAGACACAGACUGAUUUCAAUGACCUGGAGGAUGAUGACCCACAGAUAUCUUACAUGAUUUCAGCCUGGGCCAGAAUGUGCAAGAUCCUUGGCAAAGAAUUCCAGCAGUACCUCCCUGUUGUGAUGGGGCCGCUCAUGAAAACCGCUUCCAUUAAACCAGAGGUGGCCCUUUUAGACACCCAAGACAUGGAGAACAUGAGUGAGGAUGAUGGAUGGGAGUUUGUGAACUUGGGAGACCAGCAAAGCUUUGGAAUCAAGACCGCAGGGCUGGAGGAGAAAGCAACUGCAUGCCAAAUGCUGGUAUGUUAUGCCAAAGAACUGAAGGAAGGAUUUGUGGAAUACACUGAGCAAGUUGUGAAGCUGAUGGUCCCUUUGCUAAAGUUUUAUUUCCAUGAUGGUGUCCGUGUGGCAGCAGCAGAGUCCAUGCCCCUGCUGCUGGAAUGUGCGAGAGCGCGUGGCCCCGAGUACCUGACUCAGAUGUGGCAUUUCAUGUGCGACGCCCUCAUCAAGGCAAUUGGAACCGAACCGGAUUCGGACGUCCUGUCUGAAAUCAUGCACUCUUUUGCAAAGUGCAUUGAGUUAAUGGGAGAUGGCUGCAUUAACAAUGAACACUUCGAAGAGCUUGGUGGAAUCCUGAAAGGGAAACUGGAGGAGCACUUUAAAAAUCAAGAGUUAAGACAAGCCAAAAGGCAAGAUGAAGAUUAUGAUGAACAAGUUGAAGAAAGUUUACAGGAUGAGGAUGAUAAUGAUGUGUACAUAUUGACAAAAGUCUCAGACAUUCUGCAUUCUGUAUUCAGCAGCUACAAAGAGAAGGUGCUGCCCUGGUUUGAACAGCUGUUACAGUUAAUAGUCAAUCUUAUUUGCCCACACAGGCCUUGGCCAGACAGACAGUGGGGGCUUUGCAUAUUCGAUGAUGUUGUUGAGCACUGCAGCCCAGCAUCCUUUAAAUAUGCGGAGUACUUCAUUCGACCUGUGAUGCAGUCACUAUGUGACAGCAGCCCAGAGGUGAGACAAGCUGCAGCCUAUGGAAUUGGUGUCAUGGCACAGUUUGGAGGAGAAAAUUACAUACCCUUUUGUACAGAGGCCAUUCCACUGCUGGUAGGAGUGAUCCAGGCUGCAGAUUCCAAAGCCAAAGAAAAUGUGAACGCAACAGAGAACUGCAUCUCGGCAGUGGGGAAGGUAAUGAAGUACAGGCCUGAGUGUGUGAACGUCGGCGAGGUCCUUCCUCACUGGCUGUCAUGGCUGCCGUUGAAUGAAGACAAGGAGGAAGCUGUUCACACCUUCAAUUUCUUGUGCGACCUUCUUGAAAACAACAACCCUAUUGUCCUUGGACCCGACAAUUCCAACUUGCCCAAACUUUUCUCAAUAAUCGCUGAUGGUGUUAUCAGUGAAUGUGUUAAGCAUGAAGAUGGAUGUAGCAGACGGUUGGCAAAUGUUGUUCGUCAAGUACAGGUCUCUGGAGGUCUCUGGACAGGAUGCAUAUCAAUGCUGAAUGAAGCACAACAGAAAGCUAUAAAGGACCUGCUGAACACUGCUUGAAAGACCUUAAUAUUUAUUCAACCAGCAAAUUUAGCUCAUGAUAAUCCAUCCUAUCACCUUUUGGAGCUACAAAAAAUAAAAAAAUAAAAAGCUGUAGUUGAGCACUUCUGCAGACCACAGACAGCAUCAUCAGGCAGUUGUGUGGUACAGGUCUGUGUGUGUGUGUGUGUGUGUGUGUGUGUGAAUGGAUUCCUGUCUUGGGGAAUGUCUCAGUAAAACCAUCCUACAGCCCUGACACUUAGAGUAUUUUUCUAUCCGAACGCCACUCAAAAGCGUGGCUACAGGGAGAAUUUUUUUGGGGGGGCGGGGGGUGGGGGAUAAAUGUUAUUGUUAGGCAGAAUGCAUUUCUGGAAUCAAUUCCCCAGGUCAGUUACUCAGAGCUAGGUGUGCAAUAUAACAAAUGUAAACGUUUCUAUUCAUCUAGUGUUAACCAUACUAAUAGGAGUGAGUGACAUUUUAGGGUAGAGUUAAGCUUCCUCUACCAAGUGCAGCAGUUGCUUAGGGUGGGUAAAGGUCUUGAGCAUGCAGGUCCAUCAUGAUGUCACUGUUCUGUUUUUAAAUCAAAGUGAAAGGGUUGAAGUAUGGUGCCACAAUGUAGAAAGCUGGGUGGCGGCUUGCAGAAAAUGCUCAAUGUGGAAAAGCCUUUGGCAUGCCUGGCAGAACCUCAUUCACUCCUCCAGUUAAUAAACAGUGAUCUGGGGGAAAAAACACCAA